AGUACAUGUAAACACCUCCGGACGGCGACCUGCAAAGGUCUUAAAUUGAUCAUGCUACAGUAACAACUAAUUGAUGAUUAUGACCUCGUUGCACACUAAACUCAGUAUUUCCACGAAUAUUGUGGCAUCAUGAUUCCCUCCGAAACCCUCCAUUGCUUCUAUUUCGUCACUUCACCAUGGAUGGGGCGGAGUCUCCCUCAACAUCCAAGGUGAUCGUUCAAUGCAUCGACCCUCACAAUCUAUACGAUAUCAUCGAACCUCAUUUGUCAAGCAGGACUCCCCUGCGAAACCUUCAUUGGAAGUCGCCGAGUCGCCCUCUUCGAUCAAUCGCAUCCCUGAAUGUAUCCGUCGUCCGAGAGGACACUGAUGGCAGGUCGCAAGCCAACGUGCGCAGGCACCAGAUCCCAGGACUGCGGCAGACGCCUUAUGUAAAACUGUACCUCCUGCGUUGUGAUGAUAAGGAGCAAUAUAAAGAGAAGGCCCGCAAGGAAGUCCGCCAAUGGGUCAAGACACAGACAAGCGCCAGUGACGGCAGCAAGUCGUCAGGAAAGGGACAGGAGGACCAUGAUGCUUUUGAAUGGCUGAUUGUCCACGUGGUGCUGCCCGAUACGCCGGCUGCUCGUCAGCCAAAGUCGUCCAAGCAUCUCUCGAUAGAAGCGGCAGAGAGUACCGACAGUGUCAAUAGCAAGUCGAAAUGGACAGGCAAGAGUCCGUCCACGAUUUUGGACAAGCUGAAGGCCGACUUCAAUAGUGGCUCCAAAUCAGGCAUCAACCGCGUUGCGCAAGUGAGGCUUGUAGACGCCAACGACAAACCUACAGGAUUGACCCCGUCUGAGCUCGAAGAACAGUGGCAAGAUCUGGUCGAGAGCCUCAAAGUGUGCAUCUUGCGCUCUUUCGACGCUCGCGUCGCUCAGUACGAGGGUGAUAUACGGGAAAGGGACAGUCAGCGAAGCCUGCCGGGCUGGAACUUUUGCACCUUUUUCAUUCUCAAAGAAGGGCUAGCAAAGGGUUUCGAGAGCGUAGGAUUGCUCGAUGAUGCCCUGGCGAUUUACGAUGAGCUCUCUGUGGGGCUUGACGGGCUCGUCAAGGAACAGGCUCAAAGGAUUGAUCCUGACGACAGCGGCUCGCUGCUCAGAUUCUCCAAAGAGUCCAAGGACCUAUUGAGGGCAGCUCUCAGUUCUCAUGCUGAAAAUGUUUCGACCCCUAAUGGAAACCGGAUAUUCAGUUUAACAGACAUCCUCAACGCUGAUCGAGACCUGUUCCCUUUCGAUACAGAUAGAAAGCACUAUCUAGAGCUCAUUCUGUCAAAUGAAGUGUCUGCUCUUGACCUCCGGAUGUACCUCUUUACACGACAAAUGGAGAUUCUGCUCCGGCAGGGCAGGUCUGACGAUUCUAAGCCUCCAAACUCAACGGCAUCUGCCAAUAUGAAUGUGGUUGCUGACCUCACGGAACGCGCAAUCCAGGCUAUCAACCUUAUCGCCCGCAACCUUCGCCUGGAACUCUACAAUGCUUGGGGCGGCCAGGAAGGGCUGAGUGCAGAGGAAUUGCAUUCGCAGAGAACUGUCACCGGCAAUAUUGUCUCAACGUGGGAAUGGUGUGCAUGUAUGCAAAUAAUGGCUCAGGUUCUCCCAACCAUAGGCACAGAUGUGGAGUAUGGUACUCAAUCUUUAUCGCUUGACGCUGUUGAACUUUCUCGUGACGCCGAUUCGAAGCCCCUAACGCAAGGUGAUGCGGGCGGCCCUGCUCAGAGGAUGUCGUUGGCCGUUAGCUUGCGACCGAAGCCGCGUGAGAAUCCCCAGGAAUUGAGCAAAAGGAGCUCCUUGAUGUCUGAGGGUUCGCAAACCCGACGGCCUUCCGCUUCACAUCCGGGGUUAGAGCGUUUGUCAUUGUGGAUCUCGAGACUGGCGAUGCUGGCACGGCAUGCUCUGGAGGCCCUUGAAAGUGUUCGGCCAUGGGUCAUCGAAAUGAAACGCUCUGCCAGCGACGCAAGUGGGCCAGAAGAUACGGUGCAGACCAAUGGUGAUUCAGACCGGGUGUCACACUCGGACAAUAAUCCAGAGGGCUCUAUCGCUGACGAGGACUUCCAGCAUGGGUCACAGCAAGAGCUGAUGGCCGGUCUGAGUUCGAGGACUUUACGGACAGCAGCAUCAUCCAAGUCAACAUUUCUGAGUCUCUACGCUCUUCUGUCAGUCCUAGCAUAUCGAAUGGCGGCUGAUGCAAAAGGUCAGGCGACUGCCGAGCAGAUCUUGACCAAUCUUGCGGAAAUGGAGUACUCCCAAGGUAACUACACAAUCGCUGCCCGCUAUUUGCACGGUCUUUUGGGCCCGUUACCGAGGCUCAGAUGUCGCCCAGGAGACGGCUACCUACUUCGCAUGUAUGCCGAUUGUCUUUGCAAACUUGACAGGACCAAUGAGUACGCUCGAUGUCUGGUUUCUUGCUUGUACUGGGCCUCUCGGUGCCGCGCGAAGCCUUUGCCCGCCAUGCCCUCUGCUCAAAAUCAGACAUAUGUGGAUCGUCUGUUCAUGAUAGCUCCAACAGUUGCAGAAACGACACUUCCUCUAACAACUCUGUUCCACAUUUCAAGCGUAUCCAGGGCAAUAACCAAACUUGAGGGUCGCGAUGGAUUUGCCAUGUCCAUGGCCAUAAGGUCUCUGGCCGAAACGUCGACGCCAUCGCUGCAUGAUGUCAAGUUGCGCUUGGUCUCCAAGGAUGGAGUUGAACCCCGAUUUAUCACCUUGGCGCAGCGUGGUGAUUCCUGCAUCGAGUCUUCCGGGACCAUGCUCUCGCUAGAGACUUCGGUUACAACACAUGGCUGGUACACACCGCAUGAAGUUGAAGUGCGUAUCGGCCGCUUGAGAUUCUUGCAUCACUUCUCAGUGCCUCGUGAGGAGGAGCCGACAGACUCGAUGGAGCCGGCGAACUCUCAACCAACGAUUCCCCCAGUUCUUGUUUAUCCCUUUUCUCAAUCUCUCGAGGUGAAAAUAACACCUUCUCCGUCCAUCCAUUUGGCACAGAUCCGGCGUCUCUUGGUCACCAUACGGCCAGGUGACAACGACGUGAAGCAAUGUAAACUGCGCUUGAAAACCGCCACUGCGGGCCUGAGGCUGAACAUCCACGAUUCACAACUGCUAGGUGGGGAGACUGAUACGGCUGCUCUACGCACCGCACGUGAGGGGGAUGCUCUCAUACUCAUUGUGGAUGACUUGAGAUCUGGAUCACCAACCGAGGUUGAAAUUCCAUACACGACGGAAGUCCAAACAGAACCCUCAGUAGUCUUGCGAAUUGAUGCGAGUUAUGAGACUCAGCAAGGUGUUUUCACGCUGUAUGACACUGCAGUCGUCAACGUCAUCUUGCCGGUUACUGUCAAUGUUCAAGAUGUUGUCCGAAGUGGUUAUGUCUAUUCACGGUUCACGGUUAGCCCGGCGACCUUGGUCCCUUUGAAUCUGGUGGAAUGUCAGUUGGAAGAAAACGAAGCAUAUGCUUGCGCGGUUGGACACGGGUUUCCUCAGCCCCUAGUGGUCUUUCCCAAGCAGCCCGCGAGCUGGACGGUACGUCUCAUCCCAAAACACGCCGAAGCACCAAAGUCAACGCAGCGGAUGACCCUGGUGGUCCGAUUUCAAACGCUGGAUGAGAGUAUGCUGGCUGCCUUGGAAGAGAGCUUGACUUCAGCAAUCUCAAAGACCAAACAUGCAUAUGCCGCGAGGUUGCUGGCUACACAUUUACAGAACCGAAUACGUUCCACAUGGACCGAACAAGACUUGGAAGUGGCGGGGCUGACACAGGAGGUUGAAGUCUGGAACUUUGAGGACAUAGACUGGCCGGCUGUGCUCUGUGCCUUUGACCGGCAGACAAGUGCCGAGAUUGAAGAUUGGCUCCAAGCAUGGCACUCCAACCCCAAAUCCAUUGCGCUUCCCACGAAGUCGGCACGGCUGCGGCAGCUCAAAUUACACGUGGAUGUGCCGCCUCAACCCGUGGUUGUCUGCGCUGCAUUUGUGGUCAACAAAUCAGAGAAGUCAAGAGACAUCGCUGUAAUGGGUCAGCCGUUCCUGACUGAAUUGGUGAUGAGCCUGGGAAACCAAGCUGAAAAGCAAGUUGAAGCAGCCUUUGAAGUGGCGGCCAUUGCGGAAUCAUGGCUUAUUGGAGGCAGACGGAAAGGAACGGUACUGCUGGGUGAUCAGCCUGUACGCAUUCCCAUCGUUCUGUUCCCCCAGCACCUAGGACAUGCUCUCCUACCGGUCGUCACAGUCCAAUGCCGGAAGAUGGACAAACCAGCUGGGCGUGGCGAAGACGGGUGGACUACCGUGCCCUGCGAGGUGCACAACGAGACAUAUGGACGCAGUAUAUUAGUGACGCCGGAUCUCCAGAGCACAACAGUGGAGGUAUCUGGAGCCAUACCUGAUGAUGGCGCGGGACGACUGAUUGCAAGCACGAAUAGACAGUAGAAACGACGAUAAAAGGACAAUACUUGAAUACGCUUUUGACCAAGGGA
Messenger RNA from Exophiala dermatitidis NIH/UT8656, 4489 nucleotides. RefSeq lists its product as uncharacterized. Gene Ontology annotation, cellular component: TRAPPII protein complex. The record is from RefSeq and is a predicted model, not a curated record. Bases 177 to 4442 code for a protein of 1421 amino acids. The transcript has a single exon. Gene Ontology annotation, biological process: intra-Golgi vesicle-mediated transport; early endosome to Golgi transport. Lineage: Eukaryota; Fungi; Ascomycota; Eurotiomycetes; Chaetothyriales; Herpotrichiellaceae.